Coregonus sp. 'balchen' is the source of this 1078-nucleotide messenger RNA. NCBI's taxonomy places the organism in Eukaryota, Metazoa, Chordata, Actinopteri, Salmoniformes, Salmonidae. The record is from the annotation of a GenBank genome assembly.
AUGCUGUGUUCCCAACUACAGGAGUUACUGGUGGCUCUAUCUGCUUCAGUGUUGCUGGCGAGGGUCAGCAUCGCUCCACACAGAGACGUGCUAAUUGAACUACAGAGAGCAGACACAACCAAGGGCAAUAAAGUGAGUGGUCGACUGACUUGUGUCAAUAGCCUAAUUUAUACCUGGUUCUAAUAUGAGUCCUUUGUUCUGAUCUUAUCCACAUUCUGAUUGUGCCUACAUUAUAGCCUUUGCAUGACACAUGGUGGUAAAAUGUGUCUUAUCCAUCCACUGUGUCCGCAUUGUGAACAAAUGUCCGUGUCCCUCCCUGCAUGCAAAUUAUUUUACAUCCUUUCAAAGCCAUAUUUAUUUUAAGACACAUAUUGAUGCCAAACCUCAAUUGUUUCACUGUCAAAAUCCAUCUACACUUGUAAGAUAUCCAGACACAAUGGGUGCCUACUUCCUCUGGAGGUGGACAGGAAGAUCUGAUCACAAUCAGAUCACAAUACAUAUUUUAAUCAUCUACACUUGUCUAAAAAUGUGGGAACAAUCAGAAUGUGGACUAGAUUAGGACAAAGAAUGCAUGUUUAGAACCAGGUAUAAACUGGGCUAAUGUGUAUAGUGUUUUUAUUCAUUCUUGAAAGAUAUUCUGUAAUAUUCUCAACUCAAAUGUUAAACAAUUUCAAGAGACCUGGUCAGAUUAAAUGACCAUAACUUCUACUUGUAUGUUAAAUGAUUUGAUGAAGCUUCUGAUAAUGUUUUGGUCCUUGAAUAACUGACAGAAGUGGUCCCAUGAAAACCAUCAUAUUAUGGAGUCUAGCAACAAAGAAGUUCAAAAAUCCAUGGUAACAGUCAGGUAGUUUUGUUUCUGUAGUUAUAUUUGAUUAUAUUGUUUUGUACUCUAUUCUGUUCCCUAUAGGACCUCUCCCGCAUCCUCCUGCUGAAGAUGUCGGACCUGAUGACCACAGCCGCGGGGGAGAACGAGGUACUACCGGACCUGGAGGAGGCACUCGGGGUGAGGUCAGAGGUGGUGCGCCAGCUACCCCUCUCCCAACGGGAACUGAAGUUAGGAUGCCGUAACUUCUUUUGA